Colletotrichum chrysophilum is the source of this 378-nucleotide messenger RNA. RefSeq lists its product as uncharacterized. Bases 1 to 378 code for a protein of 125 amino acids. The transcript is spliced from 2 exons. Lineage: Eukaryota; Fungi; Ascomycota; Sordariomycetes; Glomerellales; Glomerellaceae. The record is from RefSeq and is a predicted model, not a curated record.
AUGGUCGACUCCGAGUCGUCGUCCUUUCCCCAUCUGCAACUGAGCCUCUCCCAGACCGUCGCCUCGAAAGCCCCCAGCGUCUCGGUAUCGGUCAAGAACACUAGUCCUGACACUCCUGUGACGAUCCUGAAGUGGGAUUCUCCCCUUGAUGAGGCCGCUCUUGGCUUGGGUCUGGUGUCGAUCACGCCCGCCGGGGCGUCUGAGCCUAUCCACAUCGACGCCGUCAAACUUACCCGCAAGAUGCCACCAAGUGCCGAAUCCCUAGUUACGUUGCUUCCUGGUGAGAGUCAGCCGGAGAAGCUGCAGUCUGUCGGCGCUGGUGCUGGUGGUUCGUUGACUGGGGAUUGGAAGACUGAGACAGUGGAGAUUGGCCAGUAG